CCGCACACAGAGCCACACGCAGAGACUCACUGUGACUGACUUUGGAUAUUUUGGGGAUUUGAAGAGAAGCUUGGAGCGAGACAAGAGGGGAAAGGGGACGCAAAAACAGAGAUUUAAGUCGGUUUCUUGAGGCGGAAUGGCGGACCGGGACCCGGUGCCGCUUCCUGCGGAGGUGCGGGCCAAACUGGCCGAGCUGGAGCUGGAGUUAUCCGAGGGUGAUAUCACACAGAAGGGCUAUGAGAAGAAGCGAUCCAAGCUGAUUGGAGCCUUCUUCCCACAAACACCAGGAAUGGAUCCAUCCAUGGGGCAGGAAAGGAGAACCCCGGUCACCCCAUCCUCGUCUUCACGGUAUCACCGCCGGCGGUCUUCCGGCUCCAGAGACGAACGUUACAGAUCAGAUGUGCACACAGAGGCAGUGCAGGCAGCCCUGGCCAAGCACAAAGAGAGAAAAAUGGCGGUGCCGAUGCCUUCAAAGCGACGGUCGCUGGUGGUCCAGACCUCAAUGGACGCCUACACACCACCAGACACCUCCUCGGGCUCAGAGGGCGAGGGUCAGGGCGACGGCGAUGAAGAAGAGGGAGGAGAAGGAGAAGAAGAGGACGGAGGAGGCGGCGGCGGAACCUCCUCCAGCCGGGAGGGGAGCAUCAGCAUGGAGCACUGGAUAAGCCGGGCCAUCCACGGCACCUCCUCCACCACCACCACCACCUCCUCCACAGCCUCCUCCUCCUCUUCCUCCACACGCAGCGGGGGGAGCGGGGCGGCAGGUGGCAGGCUUGCUGACGUCCUGGCCCAACACAUCCACAUCUCCGCCCACCACCAACACCUCAGACACCAUCAUCAUCACCACCACCGCAAGACAGAGAACCACUCUGCCCCUCCAGAUGUCACCGGCUACACCAACAACACCGCCAACACCUCUGACGGGAUCCAGGUGGAGAGAGCCCCAGGCGGCGGCACCGCGACCCAGAGACAGACGCCCAAGUACGGCAACGCUGAGCUAAUGGAGACCGGAGACGGUGUUCCAGUCAGCAGUAGAGUUUCAGCCAAAAUCCAGCAACUUGUCAACACCCUGAAGAGACCCAAACGACCGCCGUUAAGAGAGUUCUUUGUGGACGACUUUGAGGAGCUUCUGGAGGUCCAGCAACCAGACCCCAACCAGCCCAAGGCAGAGGGGGCCCAGAUGGUGGCCAUGCGGGGUGAGCAGCUGGGUGUGGUAACCAACUGGCCCCCGUCACUGGAGGCGGCCCUGCAGAGGUGGGGCACCAUCUCUCCGAAGGCCCCCUGUCUCACCACCAGGGACACCAACGGCAAGCCGCUCGAUCUGCUUACCGUCGGAAAACUGUGGUCCAGAAGUGUGAAGGUGGCCUACAACCUGCUACACAAACUGGGAACCAAACAGGAGCCACUCGUUAGACCUGGAGACCGGGUGGCGCUGGUCUUUCCAAACAACGACCCUGCUGCCUUCAUGACGGCUUUUUACGGCUGCUUGUUGGCCGAAGUUGUCCCUGUGCCAAUAGAAGUACCGCUGACAAGGAAGGAUGCCGGCAGUCAGCAGAUUGGGUUUCUCCUGGGAAGCUGUGGAGUGACAGUGGCUCUGACCAGCGACGCCUGCCAUAAAGGGUUACCCAAGAGUCCCACUGGAGAGAUCCCACAGUUCAAAGGCUGGCCCAAGGUGCUGUGGUUCGUCACAGAGUCCAAACACCUCUCCAAACCUCCCCGAGACUGGUUCCCACAUAUCAAGGACGCCAAUCAGGACACUGCCUACAUCGAGUAUAAGACCUGCAAGGACGGCAGCGUCCUCGGUGUGACGGUGAUGAGGAUAGCCAUGCUCACACACUGCCAAGCCCUCACACAGUCCUGCUCGUACACAGAAGCUGAGACCAUAGUGAAUGUAUUAGACUUCAAGAAGGAUGUAGGACUGUGGCACGCCGUCCUGACUAGUGUAAUGAAUAUGAUGCACGUCAUCAGUAUUCCCUACGCCCUCAUGAAGGUCAACCCUCUGUCCUGGAUCCAAAAAGUCUGCCAGUACAAAGCUAAGGUGGCGUGUGUGAAGUCGCGGGACAUGCACUGGGCUCUGGUGGCCCACCGGGAGCAGCGAGACAUCAACCUGGGCUCUCUGCGCAUGCUAGUGGUGGCUGAUGGUUCAAAUCCCUGGUCGAUUUCAUCCUGUGACGCCUUCCUCAACGUCUUCCAGACUAAAGGUUUGAAGCCAGAGGUCAUUUGUCCCUGUGCCAUCCCCGAGGCCUUGACUGUAGCUCUAAGGAGGCCCCUGGAGGAGGGCAACCCUCCUGGUCGCGGCGUGUUGUCCAUGCAGGGUCUGAGUCAUGGCGUGAUCCGGGUCGACUCAGAGGAGAAGCUCUCGGUGCUCACAUUGCAGGAUGUCGGCUCUGUCAUGCCUGGAGGUAUGAUGUGUGUGGUGAAGCCUGAAGGUGUCCCUCAGCUCUGUAAAACUGAUGAGAUCGGAGAGUUGUGCGUUUGCACUGUCGCCACGGGAACCUCGUACUACGGUCUGGCCGGCAUGACGAAGAACACCUUCGAGGUCUUCCCUGUGACCAACAACGGCUCUCCCAUCAGUGAGUUUCCCUUCACGCGGACCGGCCUGCUGGGAUUCAUCGGACCUGCAGGUCUGAUCUUCGUUGCAGGGAAGAUGGACGGUCUGAUGGUUGUCGGGGGCCGUCAGCACAAUGCUGACGACAUUGUCGCCACAGCGCUUGCUGUGGAGCCCAUGAAGUUUGUCUACAGGGGCAGGAUAGCAGUGUUCUCCAUCACGGUGCUCCACGAUGAGAGGAUCGUGGUGGUGGCAGAGCAGCGGCCCGACUCCACAGAGGAAGACAGUUUCCAGUGGAUGAGCCGAGUUCUGCAGGCGAUAGACGGUAUCCAUCAGGUGGGGGUGUAUUGUCUGGCCCUGGUGCCGUCCAACACUCUGCCUAAGACUCCACUGGGUGGCAUCCACCUGUCAGAAACCAAGCAGCUCUUCUUGGAGGGGGCGCUGCACCCCUGCAACGUGCUCAUGUGUCCACACACCUGCGUCACCAACCUGCCUAAACCCCGGCAGAAACAACCAGAAAUCGGUCCUGCGUCUGUGAUGGUGGGCAAUCUGGUGUCAGGGAAGAGGAUUGCUCAGGCCAGCGGCAGGGAUCUGGGGCAGAUCGAAGACAAUGACCAGGCAAGGAAGUUCCUCUUCCUGUCAGAGGUGUUACAGUGGAGAGCUCAGACCACUCCAGACCACGUCCUGUACACACUGCUCAACUGCAGGGGUACGAUAGCCAGCUCAUUGACUUGUGUUCAGCUACAUAAGAGGGCAGAGAAGAUUGCAGGCAUGCUGGCUGAACGGGGCCACCUACAGGACGGAGACCAUGUCGCACUAGUCUACCCUCCAGGUAUUGACCUCAUUGUGGCGUUUUAUGGCUGCCUUUAUGCCGGUUGCGUGCCGAUCACGGUGCGACCACCUCACCCACAGAACAUCGCCACCACGCUGCCCACCGUCAAGAUGAUCGUGGAGGUGAGCCGGUCGGUGUGUGUGAUGACAACACAGCUCAUCUCGAAACUGCUGAGGUCAAAGGAAGCCUCAGCCGCCGUCGAUGUCCGGACCUGGCCCCCCGUCAUGGAUACAGACGAUUUGCCAAAGAAGAAACCUCCUCUGCUGUAUAAACCGUCCAACCCCGACACCCUGGCCUACCUGGACUUCAGCGUCUCCACCACUGGCAUGCUCGCUGGAGUCAAGAUGUCUCACACAGCCACCAGUGCCUUCUGCCGCUCCAUCAAGCUACAGUGUGAGCUUUACCCGUCCAGAGAGGUCGCCAUCUGCCUGGAUCCGUACUGCGGCCUGGGCUUCGUCCUCUGGUGCCUUUGCAGUGUGUACUCAGGUCACCAGUCCAUCCUGAUCCCUCCGUCUGAGCUGGAGGUGAACCCGGCUCUCUGGCUGUCUGCCGUCAGUCAGUACAAAGUCCGUGACACUUUCUGCUCCUACAGCGUCAUGGAGCUCUGCACCAAAGGCCUUGGCCUGCAGACCGAUUCGCUGAAGGCUCGAGGGUUGGACCUAUCUCGGGUGAGGACCUGUGUGGUUGUAGCGGAAGAGCGUCCCAGGACAGCACUGACACAGUCCUUCUCCAAACUCUUCAAGGACCUUGGACUCCACCCUCGAGCUGUCAGCACCUCCUUCGGCUGCCGGGUCAACCUGGCGAUCUGCCUGCAGCCUCACAGGCUGGGAAAGCUUGCCGACCAGGGCACCUCGGGACCCGACCCCACGACUGUGUUUGUUGAUAUGAGAGCGCUACGGCAUGACAGGGUCAGACUAGUAGAGAGGGGGUCACCACACAGCCUGCCUCUGAUGGAGUCUGGGAAGAUCCUGCCGGGGGUCCGAAUCAUCAUCGCCAACCCAGAGACCAAGGGACCAAUGGGAGAGUCACAUCUGGGCGAGAUCUGGGUCCACAGCGGCCACAACGCCAGCGGUUACUUCACUGUCUAUGGAGACGAGGCGCUGCAGUCCGACCAUUUCAACUCCAGACUGAGCUUCGGAGACACACAAACGGUCUGGGCACGAACUGGAUACCUGGGCUUCCUCCGCAGGACCGAACUGACCGACGCCAGUGGAGAGCGUCAUGAUGCCUUGUAUGUGGUGGGCGCUCUGGAGGAAGCCAUGGAGCUAAGAGGGAUGCGCUACCACCCCAUCGACAUCGAGACCUCUGUCAUCAGGACGCACAAGAGCAUCACAGAGUGCGCUGUGUUCACGUGGACCAACCUGCUGGUGGUGGUGGUGGAGCUGGAUGGCUCAGAGCAUGAGGCCCUGGAUCUGGUCCCCCUGGUCACCAACGUGGUCCUGGAGGAGCACUAUCUGAUCGUGGGCGUGGUGGUGGUGGUCGACAUCGGGGUUAUCCCUAUCAACUCCCGUGGCGAGAAACAGCGCAUGCACCUGCGUGAUGGCUUCCUGGCCGACCAGCUGGACCCCAUUUACGUGGCUUACAACAUGUAGCGCCCUGUGGAGGACAAUAUGGAGGUGAAAAAAGCUUCUUUUUUUUUUUUUUAAAGGAAAAUGCAAAGACAGUCUGCUCCUGCGACUGAAAAGAAUGAAACCAGAGUCUGACGCAUGAGAAAGUAAGUAGUCUACCUUUCUCAGGCAGCACUUGCCCUCAGGCUAUGUGCUGCUGCCAACUAGCUCCCAAAAUGAUGUGGUUGUGUUUAGGUGAUUAGCGUCCAGACUGUGGUUUUAAUGUGGUGAAGGUGCACUUAAGCCUGAGAGGAAGUGCAGCCGCUCUCAUCCAGAGCAACAAAGUUCUCCCAUUUGUGCUGACUGUCCCACGAAAAAUGGCAAUCAUGCGUCCCGGAGGCGGAAAAGGACAAUCGUUAACAAAGAUUCUGGAUUUCAAAUUGUGUGUGGCUCACUUUAAUAUUUUCCUGUUAAGUAUUUGCUGAAAGUUGCUUGUUUGUUUGUUUUUUUGUUUUUGUUUGUUUUUUAACAUGUCCUCAAAAAAGUUUAGGCUAUUUUUUGAGAAGGAUAUUUCCACAACAACAACAAAACAAACUGUGGCAAAAAUGAUAUUUUACAAUAUCAACCAAUUACAAAGAGCGUGAUAUGUUUUGAUACGAGGGUGGGGUCAGAGGGGGGGAAUCGCAGCUGUCCUUCAAUGUUACGGCGAGGUACUAAACGUUCAUUUCAUGCUAGCUUGUUUUUUGUUUUUGUGUUACAUUUUUUAUUCAUUAUUUUACGAUCCGUCCGUCGCAUUUCAGCGGGAAAUCAGUGUGCUAAUAGCUAACAGCUGCAGCCUUUAACUCCGUUUAUUUUUACAUACAAACACGCUUCAACUGAAGCAAAACAAUACAUAAAUUCAUAUCAUGUAAGUAUGUACAAAAAGAAACUGAUUUAAUUUAUUUUGUUUCUCUUUUAGAAGUAUAUGACGAGACAUUCAAGAAUGUUUUGCUCUUGAAUAUUUGCUAAUAUAAAAAUAAAACAAAAAAGCAUUGUAUUAUCUUGAGUGAAACACUCUCACGUCAAGCAUAUUAUGGAAUAAUAGAAAUAUAUGAUUAAAGAUUAUAUUAAAAAAUAAAUAAAGGAUUUACACCAGGCAGAAGCACAUUGACAUGCUGUGCUUCGCCAUCUGCAUUUUGGUCUGAUAUGUUUCAAUCAGUCACAUUAGAAGUGAAGCUUUGAGGAGUUUUAUUCCACAUGAAGAGUUCUGAACUGAAACAUCAACGUUUAAUUUAAGUCUGUAAAGGUUUUGACUUUUUUCAGGAGGGAAAAGAUUUAAACUUAUUCCUUAAACUGAUUCAUUGGUGUCCUAAAAUUAAAAAUCAUUUACUCACAUCGCUAAUUAGCGCACUCAACAUUUACAAAAUGGA
Molecule: messenger RNA, 6336 nt
Organism: Plectropomus leopardus (leopard coralgrouper)
Lineage: Eukaryota; Metazoa; Chordata; Actinopteri; Perciformes; Serranidae
Product: disco-interacting protein 2 homolog C
Source: RefSeq, a predicted model, not a curated record